Messenger RNA from Phlebotomus papatasi, 1522 nucleotides. RefSeq names its product RCC1-like G exchanging factor-like protein. The record is from RefSeq and is a predicted model, not a curated record. The transcript has 3 exons. Lineage: Eukaryota; Metazoa; Arthropoda; Insecta; Diptera; Psychodidae. Bases 91 to 1446 code for a protein of 451 amino acids.
CUCGACCCCUGCAGUUGGCGGAGUGUUAUUGUUUUGUGAUCCAGUGUGGAGUGUUUUUUGAGAAAAAAUCAGAGAAAAUUCAAAAAAAAAAUGCAAAAAAGCAUAGUGAAAGUGUGUAGAAUGAAUUUCCGCAGAGGAUUCAGUACAAAAGCGUGGAAGAAUCGUCGAAGUGUACUCUUGCAAGACGAAGACAAAAUCCCAGUGGAUAAAUACAGGGUUUCCGGCCCCAAAGAUCAUCGGGUGUUUGUAUGGGGAUUAUCAGAGACUGGGGCACUGGGUGUGAGUACUAGUUUGUGGAAACACAAACAGACAUACGCAGCUUUUGUCCAACAUCCAACCCGGCAAUCUUUUGCCAAUUCCCAUGACGUCCUGGACGUGGCUUGUGGCUAUGGAUUCUCCCUGUUCCUCACCAAGGAAGUCAAAGGCAUCCAGGUGUUUGGAACAGGGAUCAAUACAGACUGCCAAGUGGGUUUUCACAAGCACGGUGGCGAGACAAAUCGCCCCAUGGAGCUUCUUGUCUACCCAGCUCCCAUUGAACUGCCCAAAAAAUCCCCAGAGGAAAAGCUGAAGAUAAAAUCCAUGGCAGCAGGACGUGCCCAUACAAUCCUGCUAGCAGAAUCUGGGGAUAUAUUUGCAAUGGGCAAUAAUUCUUACGGGCAAUUGGGCAGGGAAAUUGUCGAAGGGGAGGAUUACAUGAAGAGUCACAUAAUCUACAGAUUCGCUCUGGAAAACGAAGAAACGUCCAGUGUCUACUGCGGACAAGAUCACACAAUGUUCCUCACAAAAUCCGGAAAAGUUUUCGCGUGUGGCUGGGGAGCUGAUGGCCAGAAUGGGAAUGGCACGUAUGAAACUUCCGGAAAGAUUUCUCAAGCUCUGGGCGAUAUUGCCAGUGAGAAAAUUGUCAAAUUGGCUUGCGCAGCGGAUUGUGUCCUCGCGCUCAGUGAUAAGGGGGAAGUCUUUGGAUGGGGCAACACGGAAUACGGGCAGUUGAGCAACUUGGGGGGCAGAGUUCAACAGAUUCACACUCCUGUCCACUUGUCAUCAUUGAAAAGUCUUGGAAGGAUCACGGACAUUGCGUCAGGAGGAUCUUACUGCCUCGUUCUCAACGAUCAUGGCGAUGUUUUUGUUUGGGGCUAUGGAAUACUUGGUCUUGGACCUCAGGCCGAAUGUGUUCUGACGCCCAAGCAGAUCCCAGCUACUCUGUUUGGUCGGAAUGACUUCAACAGGAAUAGCAUGGUGACGGGAAUUUACAGUGGCAUCAGCCACAUGGGUGCAAUCAACUCUGAUGGGGAUGUCUUUAUGUGGGGAGUGAAUAAGCACGGAUGUCUGGGCUUGGGACACACAAAGGACAUGUAUUUCCCCUUCAAGGCAUCUCUGGGGGCCAAAGUGAUGAAGAUCAGCUGUGGAGUGGAUCAUACACUGGCUCUGUGUAAAGCUUUCGUGUGAGACAGAGGAAGAUUGCAAGUCAAAAUAAAAGUAACCCCAGUGACCAAAAAAAAUGCAAGGUAAAAGUCCCUCCUCA